UCAAGAAUAUGAGAAGUUUCCGGAUAUUUCUUGAACACACCACACCAGACAUCGCGUGUGUUCAGAGUCCUCCGUGCUGUUUACUUGAGCCUAUUUUGCCCUCAGAUUUGGCUCUCAGGCAGAGUACACAGUGUGUUGAAAAAAAGGCGUAUUAUCAAAAAGGUGCUUUUUAACAAUAGCUAUACACGGUAUACAUGUAUCAUCAUCAUCAUUUACCAUAUAAUUAUGGCAAAUCUGUUUUUUUAUCGAUGAAUUAUGCAGCUGCUUCCGUCAAAGCAUCAAUGUUAACGUCGGCCCGUACUUGCAGCAGUGUGCAUUCAGCGAUUAAUUGGCGAUGCCACUAGCGAGCGUGCUGCGCCUGGCAAGCUACACUCAGGGCGACACGAGCCCUCUCCUCCAGUUGAGGUGGUAUUGGUAGCUAAGCUAGCGCCUGUCCCGGUAUCCACGCUGUUGCUAGCACGCGCUAACUUACCCUCCCGCAAGCCGCCGUGCCGCUCGUGACACUCGGAGCACGUAGACCGUCUCCUUCGCCGGUACCAAUUUGAUUGUCGACGUUAGCCAGUAACCGUGCGAGAGGGGGGGUUCAACUAGCUGCAGCUACGGGUAUUGUCGACUAUCGCCCUGCCUCCAGCUGCUAGCCGAAGUUCCUCAUCUGCCCCUCGAUACGGUACUUUGUCAAAUUAGCUAGCUUAAAACGCGCCGAGGGGGUGGAUACAUGUCCGCCUCUCAACCACCACACGAACCACGACAGGGACAUCUUGCAGUUCAUGUUUCGUCAAGAGGUCGGUGUGACGUCUUUUAUUCCCUCUUGUUCGCAUCUUUUCCAACACGAGAAGAGGAAUAUGUCGAGAUAUAACAUUUACAGCCUGUUGGACUGGAUCUACGGCGGGGUAGACCCGAAGUUUGAGGGCAACGGGGGCCCGGAGUGCGCCGCCUUCAUCGCGCCCCAGCAGCGCGUGAGCGAGAGUCUGGUCAUCGUCCUCAUCUCCGUGGUGGAGAUCUGCGUCGCGCUCCAGAAGAUCAACCUCUCCAAAGAGUUCAAAGUGGUGGGGAGAGACUGCGCGAGGGCGAAGGAGGACAGCCUGGGCAAGAACCUGUUGCUGGUGGCCCUCUGCAUGACUUUUGGAGUGGAGGUCGGGUUCAAAUUCGCGACCAAGACGGUGAUCUACCUGCUGAACCCCUGCCAUGUCAUGACGAUGGUUCAGAUCUUCCUGUUGGCCUGCCCGCCGUGCAAAACCGCAAUGGUUGUAUUUAGGCUGCAGGUGCACAUGCUGAACGGUGCGUUACUGGCUUUAAUGUUCCCAGUAGUCAACACUAGACUGCUUCCGUUUGAGAAGGAGAUCUACUACAUCCAGCACUCCAUGUUGUACCUGGUGCCUCUUUACCUGUUCAGGAAAGGAGGUGUGUACAAGCCGGAGCCUCUGGGGGACAUGUGGUGGGCACUGCUCUCCACCGGCAUCCUGUUUCUCUACCACUUCCUCUUCCUGCAGGUUCUGGGCUUGGCGACCGAGGUCAACCUGAACAACAUGCUGUGCCCCGCCGUGUCCGACCCCUUCUACGGGCCCUGGUACCGGGUGUGGGCGACGGGCCACCAGACCCUGCUGACCCUGGUUCACGGGAAGGCCCUCACGCUGCUCUCGCACCACACGGGCUCCGCGUGCCGCGGCCUGAAGGACGCGCUCCGAUUGCGCGGCAAGAAGGUCGACUAAAUGUCCGCGAGGACGCACACAGAACUAGCCUUUCAUUCAAAAUGCCUGCUUUUUGAGAUUUUUUAUUUUAUUUUUCAAAUAGUCUAAUGUAUCUUUUAAGACUUACUAUCUGUUUUAAUGAAAGAAGUGAGGGGCCAGUGAAUAAAUGCACCGUUGUUUGAGCGCAUGUUCAAACAUGAGCGUUUUAAGCCUGGAAUUUCACAUUGUUCAGUUAGGCCGAUUCAGCCUCUUUUUUUAGAUUUCUUUUUUUAUACAAUUUUAAGAAUUUUGGGGAGACUUCUCAAGCUGCCUUUUUUGUAAAUGUGAAAUUUCAAGGACAGGAAAUAGGAGUCACUCAAAUGUCAAUACUGAUCUCCAGGUGUUACAUUUAGUUCUGUACGUCCUGUUAGUGGGUUACGCUGCCAUUCCUGUCUCAAGUGCAUUUUGAAAAAGUUAUUGCCUGUUCAAUGUUGGAGGAUUGUGACUGAAAAGUUAUUUAUGGCGUUUUCUUCAUUUUCUUCACACAUGUACAGGUUAUGAAAACAAUGUGGACUCCUGUGCGUUUCUGUCUCCAGGCUUUUCAGAUCAUUCCAGUUGUGAUAAUCAGGGAACAUGAGGAUGUAGUAUGGGUUGAGAUAAAGGACUUAAGUAAACAAAAUACAUUGGAUGAUCUGUGUGGGGUCACUUGUUGAUGACCCAUUCGGCCCAUAUUAACCAGCAUUGGCAAUAUUAAAGUCAUGGUAUAUAUCAUUUCAAGUGUAUGGGGUGUGUGUGUGUUACUGUAGCAUAUACUGUAUUUCACUGUAAACAAAGAAGGGAUAAAACAAACUUUUGUAUUUCUAUUGGUCCCCAUAUAUGUGCUGUAUUGACAAUAAAAGUGGUUUCAGUUAACCAAAGUUCUUC
Pungitius pungitius (ninespine stickleback) is the source of this 2591-nucleotide messenger RNA. RefSeq names its product transmembrane protein 164. The transcript is spliced from 6 exons. The coding region runs from base 768 to 1709 and encodes 313 amino acids. The record is from RefSeq and is a predicted model, not a curated record. Lineage: Eukaryota; Metazoa; Chordata; Actinopteri; Perciformes; Gasterosteidae.